AUGCCUUCCGCAGCUGGACUACGCUACACGGACAACCAGCGCGUGAUCAUCCACGUGAAGGACGUGAACGACGAGCCGCCGUACUUCAUCAACCGGCCGCUGCCGAUGCAGGCCGUGGUGCAGCUCAACGCCCCGCCCAACACGCCCGUCUUCACGCUGCAGGCCCGCGACCCGGACACCGACCACAACAUCCACUACUUCAUCGUGCGCGACCGCACCGGUGGCCGCUUCGAGGUGGACGAGCGGUCGGGCGUGGUUCGCACGCGCGGCACGGACGCCUUCCAGCUGGACAUGGAGUACGUGCUGUACGUGAAGGCCGAGGACCAGAACGGCCGCGUCGACGAGCGCCACUUCCAGUCCACGCCCGAGGAGCGGCUCUCCAUCGUGGGCGGCAAGCGCGCCCCGCAGUUCUACAUGCCCUCCUACGAGGCCGAGAUCCCCGAGAACCAGAAGAAGGACUCCGAUAUAAUUUCAGUGAAAGCAAAAUCUUUUGCUGAUCGUGAAAUUCGAUACACACUGAAGGCCCAAGGUCAAGGUGCAGGUACUUUCAAUAUUGGACCUACUUCAGGAAUUGUUAAACUAGCCAAGGAACUAGAUUUUGAGGAUCUCCGUCAACCUCAUGUUUAUUCUCUAAUUGUUACUGCCACUGAAGAUUCUGGAGGUUUCUCAACAUCUGUGGAGCUUACAAUACGAGUCACAGAUGUCAAUGACAAUGCUCCAAAGUUUGAAUUACCAGAUUACCAGGCUCAUAAUGUUGAUGAAGAUGUACCUCUUGGAACAUCAAUAUUGAAAGUGAAAGCAACAGACUCAGAUUCUGGUGCAAAUGCAGAAAUUGAAUAUAUGGUUUCAGAUGAUCAUUUCAGUGUAGAUUCUAGUGGAAUCAUAUCAAACAAUAAACAGCUGGAUGCAGAUAACAACAAUGCGUACUAUGAAUUUGUUGUGACUGCAAAAGAUAAAGGAGAACCAUCAAAGACUGGGACUGCUACAGUACGAAUUUACACUAAGAACAAAAAUGAUGAAGAGCCUAAGUUUUCUCAACAAGUUUACACACCAAAUGUUGAUGAGAAUGCAGGACCCAACACUUUAGUUACUACAGUUGUUGCUUCUGAUAAAGAUGGUGACAAUGUGCGUUUUGGUUUCGUUGGUGGUGGGACAUCAUCUGGACAGUUUGUUAUUGAGGAAAUCACAGGUGUAAUACGUCUGCAUGGUAAUGAAAUUUCAUUAGAUCGUGAUAAAUAUGAACUGAAUGUAACAGCAAUGGAUGAUGGUUCAUGUUGUGUUAAUGGGGAUAGCACUAUUCACACAAGCACAGCUGUUGUUGUUGUUUUCAUAACUGAUGUGAAUGACAACAAACCAGUUUUUAAGGACUGUGGAACUUACUCACCUAAAGUUGAAGAAGGUGCACCAAAUGGAAGCCCUGUCAUUAAGGUACACGCAACAGAUGAAGAUAAGGGAGUUAAUGGACAGGUGAAAUAUUCCAUUGUCCAACAACCUAAUCAAAAGGGAACUAAAUUCACUGUUGAUGAAGAAACAGGUGAAGUCUCAACAAAUAAGGUGUUCGAUCGUGAAGGUGAUGAUGGAAAAUUUGUGUCAGUAACGGUGAAAGCCACUGACCAAGGAGAACCUUCCCUGGAAGGUGUAUGCUCAUUUACUGUGGAGAUUACUGAUGUUAAUGACAAUCCUCCCCUUUUUGACAGACAGAAAUACAUAGAGAAUGUGAAACAAGAUGCAAGCAUUGGAACUAACAUACUGAGAGUGUCAGCAUCAGAUGAGGAUGCUGAUAAUAAUGGUGCCAUUGUAUACACAUUAAGUGCACCAUACAAUCCAGAUGAUCUGGAAUAUUUUGAGAUUCAACAAGAAUCAGGAUGGAUAGUUCUGAGGAAGCCGUUAGAUCGAGAGACGUACAAGUUGGAAGCCAUGGCUCAAGAUAAAGGAUACCCUCCCUUGUCCCGAACCGUCGAAGUUCAAAUAGACGUUGUGGACCGUGCAAACAAUCCUCCAGUCUGGGACCAUGUUGUGUAUGGACCCAUCUACAUUAAAGAAAACAUGCCAGUUGGGGCAAAAGUUGUGUCUGUUAAAGCCAGUUCUGGUAUAGAAGGAAAUCCAACUGUUUUCUAUCGCCUCAUGCCAGGAUCUACAGCACAAACCAACAAAUACCAUACUUUCUAUUUACAACAAAGAGCUGACAAUGGAUUUACUUGGGCAGACAUCAAAGUGAAUCACCCAUUAGAUUAUGAAAGUAUUAAGGAAUAUAAUCUCACAAUACGUGUGGAGAAUAAUGGAGCACAACAGCUGGCUUCAGAAGCAACAGUAUAUAUUCUGCUGGAAGAUGUAAAUGAUGAGAUACCACUGUUCACUGAGAGAGAGCAAGAGACUGUUCUUGAAGGUGAACCUAUUGGAACGAAAGUGACACAGGUCAAUGCAAUUGACAAAGAUGGGACUUUUCCUAAUAAUCAGGUGUACUACUACGUGGUCGACUCUCCUCGGAACGAGGGUAAGGACUUCUUUGAGAUCAACCUGCAGUCCGGCGAGGUGUUCACCAAGGUGGUGUUCGAUCGAGAGAAGCAGGGCGCCUACGCACUGGAGGUGGAAGCGCGCGACGGAGCCUCCUCUGCGCGUCCCAACAGCAACGGACAGCCCAACUCCGGUAAGUUUAAAACGACCAGUUUCUGAUUGGAGUCAUGGACGAAAGCAAGGUAAGGCAAGCAUGAAAAAUGUAAUAUCCACUAUAGGGUAGUUGUCCAGCUUAUUAAUAAGAAGGAGUUCUAAAACGGUGAUGAUUGCAGACUUGCUAAUAUUAAUCACUUUCACUCCACUGCAUCUCUGAAUUAGCGUCAUUGAGUAUUGUGUUGCGGUUUCAUUCCAUCUUGUCUGCAACGCUGCGACGUCUUUAUAACAGGGCGACACCCCUUCUUCACAGCAAAGAUCUAGAUUAAAUGUUUGUGUUCCAUCAGCGAAGUGAGUGCUGUAGCGCUUUCCAAUA
Schistocerca gregaria is the source of this 2983-nucleotide messenger RNA. Its product is annotated as neural-cadherin-like. The record is from RefSeq and is a predicted model, not a curated record. Lineage: Eukaryota; Metazoa; Arthropoda; Insecta; Orthoptera; Acrididae. The transcript is spliced from 14 exons. Gene Ontology annotation, molecular function: calcium ion binding. Gene Ontology annotation, biological process: homophilic cell-cell adhesion. Bases 1 to 2673 code for a protein of 890 amino acids. Gene Ontology annotation, cellular component: cell-cell junction; plasma membrane.